AUGGCAGACGCCGUAGUCAGAGCAGCGCCAAGGGAGGAGCAGUUUGUGGUGUUUCGUAACAAGCUAUCCUCAUUUCCCGUUGGUCAAGGAUUUCAUUUGAAGGACACUCCUUGGAGACCAUCCGAUCGUGAAUAUGAGCUUGGCGUUAUCGGGUUGCAGAAUGAGAUAAAAGAUUUUUUUAAUUAUAUUAAGCCGACCUACGAGGAGCAACAUGCCAGGGAACUUGUGGUUUCUAGAAUAAAAGACGUCGUACUUUCUGUAUGGCCAACUUGUAAAGUCGAUGUUUUUGGUAGCUUCAAAACAGGUUUGUAUUUGCCCACAAGUGACAUCGACAUGGUGAUUUUUGGCAAAUGGGAUGCCCUACCCUUACAUACACUUGAACGUGCUUUGUCUCGAAGUGGCAUAUCGUCGGACCUGAAAGUGCUCGAUAAAGCUACGGUUCCAAUCGUUAAAAUGACUGAUAAAGACACAGGAAUACUGAUUGACAUAAGCUUUAACAUGGUGAACAGCGUACGAGCAGCAGAUCUUAUACAAGCUUACAUCAAAACCUUCCCAUGUUUACCCCCUCUGGUGUUUGUUUUGAAGCAGUUCCUGCUGCAGCGGAGUCUGAACGAAGUGUGGACGGGUGGUCUCAGUUCGUACGCUCUGAUACUUAUGGUAGUUAGAUUCUUGCAGGACACAGUUCCACCUGGUUGCGACUGUCAACAUAUCAAUCUGGGAACCCUCUUACUGGAGUUUUUCGAGUUGUAUGGGAGACUUUUCAAUUACUCCAAAACCGCAAUCCGUGUUACCGAUGGCGGGCAGUACGUUCGCAAGGAGGUGGUUCUGCAAAACAUGGCACAAAAUAUUCGACAAUCUAUGUUGUGCAUCGAAGAUCCGCUUUGUCCAGGUAACGAUGUUGGACGGCGAUCGUAUCAGGUGCUGUUAAUCAAACAGGCUUUUGAAUAUGCCUACGUUGUGUUGAGCAGCGCUGUGUUGCCCCAAUAUCACUUCUUGCAUGGCCGGAACGAUAUGUCCAUAUUGGGAAGAAUCAUCCGUGUUUCAGAGGAAACGACAGCAUUCCGUCAGCGAAUUCAGACCUACGGCUUGCAUAUGUUAGCAAAUCCGAAGGCGAAUUCCGUUGCAAAUAGGGCCAAUUCGAUCACACGGACUGAGUAUGUCUCAAUUAAACCUACUUCCUCAGAGUGGCCGGUUGGCAGAGUGCCGUACAUUCUGGCUCCAACUGUUUCCGUUCUACUCCCUCACAAUCAACCACCACAACCGGUGCUACAACCUUUAAGCACGUACAACUCCGUCCUACCUUGGCCUUCCACAACUGUCUCUCAGUCAACUGGUGUCCAUUCUCCAAAUUUCUCCGGAAAUCCGUCGUUACCGUCUUCAGGGAAUGGUGAAACUGCACGCAGCACCUUAAACAACAGAGAGGAACGCAGUUCACCAAUUGUUGAUGAACCGAUUUCGAUUCCAUCUGACAGUCCCGAUAGUCUAGCCACCGUGGAAUCUCAGGAUAAACCCGGCGAAUGCACUGUUCUGGCAGAGAAUUUCGCCUCCCUAUCCACUCUGAUGUCCGGCGAGCGCCAGGAGAAUUCAAUGGACGCAAAAGCAUCAAACCACACCUUAGCAUCCCAUGUCGACCGUGAUAAUCGCAAACGCCGAUGUCUUCGUCCUGUCGCCCCAUCCGAACCCUCUGCCCCAGAGCCAAAGCAAGGCGACACAGAUGAUACCAUAGAUGAUGCGAAAAACCGAUCAAUAAAACGUUCAGACACAGACACAUUCACACACACAUUGAACUCCAACCGACCCAGAAAACAUGGCUCGAAAGCCACGAGACAGCAACAACAACAACAACAACCGCAACAGUCUUCACACGUUGCAAGCAAAGCGCGCGAAGAUGCACCUUCAUAUUCCACCCGGCCGUCAACUUCUUUCGAUGUCAUUCCAAGCGGCCAAAAGCGUUCUGCGACCGGCUCGCGACGUUUCAAACACUGA
Dicrocoelium dendriticum is the source of this 1986-nucleotide messenger RNA. Lineage: Eukaryota; Metazoa; Platyhelminthes; Trematoda; Plagiorchiida; Dicrocoeliidae. The record is from the annotation of a GenBank genome assembly.